CGACCAACGACGCGGUUUGAUUACGGUACAAAACACGCCGCCAUCCGGCUGCUUCUUCCCCCGGUAGUGUCCGCCCUGCAGGCACGGGACCGGCUGAUAACCGCAGAGGGUUGACCCGCCUACCUCACUUCUGCCCCCCUGAUUGGACUCGCCUUAACGCGUCACGAUAGCCUUAUUCGCUGUAGACUUUUGGCGGGGCGGAAGCUGCUUCUUCAAAAACAAAACAAAACAGCGCCGCAGAGCCGUCAAAAGAAAGAAGCUCCGUUCUGAGGAUGGACGCCCGAGAGGCUCAUGGCGACGUGGAGGCGAUUUCCCAGAAACUGGACGAGUGUUUAUCAGUGGACUCCGACAAUGAGAUGAACACCUACAACAGAUUGAUUCUAGAAGGUAAGGAUGCCGGCAGAAGAGGAGACAUGAAGGAAGCGCUGAAGUUCUUCAAGCUGGCGUACAACGUCCGGCCGAGCGCAAAGCUCGAGGGCCGCAUAACGAAAAUCGAGGAGCACCUCGCCCACAACAACUCGGAGGAGGAAGACGACGACUUUGUUGACGUCAACGGCAGCGGCUUGAUGCUCUUCAAAGAGCUGCAUGAUAAGCUGUACGACUACCAGAGGGACGGGGUGGCCUUCCUGUUCAGCCUCUACCGGGACGGGCGGAAGGGCGGGAUCCUGGCGGACGACAUGGGCCUCGGCAAAACCAUCCAGGUGAUCUCCUUCCUCUCCGGCAUGUACGACUCCGAGCUGGCCAAGCACACCCUGCUGGUCAUGCCCACAUCCCUCAUAACCAACUGGACCAAGGAGUUCGCCAAGUGGACUCCAGGCAUGCGGGUCAAAGAGUUCCACGGCACCGGCAAAGGGAGGACCUUGAAUCUAGAGAAGGUCCAGAGGCGAAGCGGCGUGGUCAUCACCACCUACAACAUGGUCAUGAACAACUGGCAGCAGCUGUCAUCGCACAAUGGCAGAGAGUUUACGUGGGACUACGUCAUCCUGGACGAGGCGCACAAGAUCAAGAACACGUCCACCAAGUCGGCCAAGAGCGCCUACGCCAUCCCGGCCAAGAACCGGGUCCUUCUCACGGGCACUCCGGUCCAGAACAACCUGAAGGAGAUGUGGGCCCUCUUUGACUUUGCGUGCAACGGCACCCUGCUGGGCACGGCCAAAACGUUCAAGACCGAGUACGAGAACCCAAUCACCCGAGCCAGGGAGAAGGACGCCACUCCCGGGGAAAAGGCCCUCGGCUGCCGGAUGUCUGAGAACCUCAUGACCAUAAUCAGACCGUACUUCCUCCGCAGGACGAAGGCGGAGGUGCAGAAGGACAAACUGAACAGGGCAAAACGGGAAGACCCAGACGGGCGAGUCCCGAAGGACUCUGGAGCCGUGAUGCCGACGCUGAAGAGGAAGAACGACCUGAUCGUCUGGACCUACCUGAGCUCCGUCCAGGAGGACAUAUACAGGCAGUUCCUCUCUCUGGAACACAUCAAGGAACUGCUCAUGACCACGAGGUCGCCUCUUGCCGAACUCAACAUCAUGAAGAAGCUGUGCGACCACCCGAGGCUGUUCUCCGCCGCCGCCAUAGCCAAGCUGGGCCUGGAGGAGAGUGAGGCCGAGGGCCAGCAGGGCGGCGACCCGGAGCUAGACACGGGGAGCAUCGCCAACAUCCCCGACGAAACCCUGAUAUCGGAGUCCGGGAAGCUGGUGUUCCUUAUCGCUCUCCUGGAGCGGCUUCGGGACGAAGGCCACCGCACACUGGUCUUUGCCCACUUCAGGAAGGUGCUGGACAUCCUCGAGCGCAUAUUGGGCAACCGGGGCUUUAAGGUGGUGCGGCUGGACGGAACAAUCACGCAGAUCGCACAGCGGGAGCAGCUCAUCACCCGCUUCCAGACGGACCGGAGUUACUCCGUGUUCCUCCUCACCACCCAGGUGGGGGGCGUCGGCAUCACCCUGACGGCGGCUGACCGAGUUGUGAUCUACGACCCCAGCUGGAACCCGGCGACUGACGCGCAGGCGGUGGACCGGGCCUACCGCAUCGGCCAGACGGAGAACGUAGUCAUCUAUCGGCUGAUCACCUGCGGCACGGUGGAGGAGAAGAUCUACAGGCGGCAGGUCUUCAAGGACUCGCUCAUCCGACAGAACACCGGGGAUAAGAAGAACCCCUUCCGCUACUUCAGCAAGCAGGAGCUGAAGGAGCUCUUCAUCCUGGAGGACACACGGUCCUCCUCCACCCAACUGCAGCUGCAGGCCCUGCACGCCCGGCACCGGCACACAGACCCCGAGCUGGACCAGCACAUCGCCCACCUGCACGCCAUGGAGAUGUUCGGCAUCUCUGACCACGAUCUCAUGUUCUCCCUCGACGUCAACCAUGACGAGGAGGCGCCGGAGGACCAGGAGGCACAACACUACAUCGAGGGUCGGGUCCAGAAGGCCCAGGAGCUAAUGAAGGCCGAGUCGGAGCUGCAGAUGCAGCUGGCGGAGAGUGUGGCGUCCAGCACCGAGGCGGCGUGGUUGCGACUGCCGGGGCUCGGCGACAUGGAGCGGCCACCCAAGAAGAGAGAUCCCGGUCCUUCCCUUCCGCCCCCAGACCGCAGGCUCACAGGACCCCCCGCAGACGUGGGGGAGUGGGACCGGUCCGGUUCUGACGAGGCGUACGUCGAACAGACCAGCCUCCCGGUAAUCGACCUCACCGAGGAUGAAAGAACGUCAGAAGAUCAGCCUGUUGUUCUGGAAAGUCCUCGAGAAGAUCUGCCAGAGCAGAACCUGCCGGUGGACCGGGAGAGGAGCCCCGUGGAACCGGAGAGGGACGCCUCCCUCGACGAGGUGAUUGAGGCGUCUCUGGUUGAGGAAACGAUGGACCGGUCGGAGGUGGUCGACAGCAUACCGGCGGGUGAUGAAGACGUCGCUCCGCCGCGGAACCAGAGGCUCUCUCUCCUGAAGCUGGAGAUGGAGGCAUCGUCCUCUGGAACCGGCUCGGGACUCGAGUCCUUUGAGGGCAACUUCAACUUGGAGCUCGAGGAGAGCGACGUGUCAUCAGAGGUUCUGGAUCCUCGGGACACCAACGAAGAGGAGGUGAAGCUGCUGUCCAAGCUGCGGUCAGAGGGAAGCUUCGACGUUUACAAAUCCCUCUCGGAGAGUCGGCAUCAAGAACAACUCGGCCAGAGUCUGGACGAAACGGACCAGUCCAUCGUGGGCGCCAAGAAGAAGAGGGCCGCGGUGAUUUAUGACAGUGAAGAAGAGGACUCAGAAGAUGAUGAGGGUCAACUCAACAACUCCUUCCAGGUACUUGGAGCCUCCACACCCAAAUGUGGCCCCGCCCCUCCUCGAUCGAGAAAGAGCGUCGGAGGAAACACCUCAGUGGCCUCCCGCCGGUCCUUCAUCAUGUCCGUGAUCGAGGACAUUGACCUCCGACCCACCGACGUGGCUGAUGACGAUGAUGAGGUCUCAGGAACGCACCUGGACGAAGAGGAAAUUCUUGGCUCAUCUCUUGAUGAGCAUCGGUGGGAGGACUCGGUGGAAGAGACAUCGAAUGAGGACCAGGAGGAACAGGAAGUGGGCAGUAUCAUGGCGCAAGAGGAGGAGCCUAGACAGGAAGAGGUGAGCUUCUUCUCGCUGGUCUCCAGAGGCAAGCAGAGCCACAGCGAGGGGAAGCUGCAAGAGGCCCUGAGCUUCUUCCUGAGGGCCGUGGACCUGAAGCCUGGAGACCCUGAGGUCCAGCUCAUGACCAUCCAGCUGUACCGGAGGCUGAGCGAGAGGAGCUGAGGGGGGGGGCAUGUGUUAAUAAAGCCUUUACGGGCGGUGGAGUGUUUAGAAACAAGGGAAAGAGACAAAGUGGAUUAGAAUGAAUACAGAGUAAGGUUUUUAAGCAAGUUACUUCAAGAAAAAGUUAUAUUUUAAUUGAUUUUGAAUAUUUUGUAUUUGGGGAAAACUUUAAAUAAUAUAAACUAUAUAGUUUAUAAGAUAAGUUAGUUACAUUCAAUCUCCUCUCUUGGGAUGGAUUUUCAACCAAUCAGCGGUUUGCGUUUGAAUAGAACAAAUGAUAAGAAAGUUAUAGUGUUCGAGGGGGUGCUUGGUUUGCCCCUCUCUACGCCCCGUCGGGCACAAACAGGAGCAGUUGGAACUUUUCUUUCCAGCUCGUGAUUAUCUUUUUGACGUCAUCAGAAACCAACAGCCAAUAACUUCUGACUCCACCGGUGAGACUUCAAAAUAAAAGCGUACGUCACAUUUUGACGGACCAGAGA
Molecule: messenger RNA, 4228 nt
Organism: Gasterosteus aculeatus aculeatus (three-spined stickleback)
Lineage: Eukaryota; Metazoa; Chordata; Actinopteri; Perciformes; Gasterosteidae
Gene: ercc6l
Product: excision repair cross-complementation group 6-like
Molecular function (GO): ATP binding; DNA translocase activity; protein binding
Source: RefSeq, a predicted model, not a curated record